UGUGCUCUACUAUAUCAGUGUCAUUGAGUGUCAUGAAACACGUGAUUAGAGAAGUAUAUCGAACAUCCGGUGUCUGUGACUUCCUCUGAAAACGCAGUGUAUACGAGUAUACCUGAACACAAAAAUGGUGACUCCUAAAAAUGAUAAUCAGGAUUCUGAGGAAUUAGAUGUCAAAGAAAACAUGGAUAACAAUGAACAAAACGGAGAAUUGGUUCCUGUAGAGAACAAUGAGGAAAGAGAUGUAAAUGCAGAAAUUGACGAGCAAAGGAAAAAAUAUCAACCUUCGCGUCUAGAAUCAUUCUUUGCAAUAACAAAGUCUUUAAUCAUACGAGCCCUUAUUAUUUAUUUCAUUAGUUAUCUAUUCAGACGUCCUCAAACUGAUAUUAAUUCUCAAUCUACGUCUGUUGUCAAUCCAACACGUCUACAGGCUAUAAAUAUAUUUGAAAAUGGGACAUUGUUUGAUUUGCAUGUUUAUUUAUCAGAAUUUGAGUCUUUCAAAGAGUUUAAUGACCCAGAGAAAUUAAUAUGGUUGGAGCAAGGAUUAGUAUAUGGUGAUUGGUAUAGUGGACCGGAUAAAGAUGGCACAAAGACUAUAAAAUAUAAAUUUAAUCCAUCUGAUCAAUUAAAAAAUAACGGGUCUGUAUAUCUCCACGUAUAUGUCACAAAAAGUGGAAAAUCUCCAAAUCCUAAAGCAAGCAAGAAUAUUUAUGCGGGUGAUUACAUGUCAUAUUCUCGAAAAAUGUUAAAUAAAUUUAAAAAAAUUAAAUACCAGAAAACACAUAAUUUGUUAACUGGUGAAACUACUGCAACUAGGGAAGAAAUAGAGAAAGCUGAGAUAAUGAAUCAGGAGUAUGUGUCACAUUGGCACCCUAAUUUAACUAUUAAUUUAGUAACUGAUCAAACUAAUUGGGUAUAUGGUCAAGUGCCACCACCUUUAGAUACAUACAUUCAAUUUUUACCUGGAGAGACAUUCUAUAGACCUGUAAUAUACAUGAAUGAUUUUUGGAACAUGCAAAGAGACUAUCAGCCCUUGAAUAAUACUGUAGAAGAGCUUGAACUCAGAUUAACUUACCAACCUCUUUCAUUGUUUAAAUGGCAAAUAUAUGCAGCUCAAACAAUGAAGAAUAAGUGGACAUCUUCCUUUAUGGGAGAUUCGUCAGAUGAAGAUGAUAAUGAUCAAGAUACUUUAAAAGAAACCUUAUUGGAAACAAAUCCUUAUCUAUUGGGUCUGACUAUAAUAAUAUCAGUAUUACACAGUGUAUUCGAAUUUUUAGCAUUUAAGAAUGAUAUUCAAUUUUGGAAUAAUCGCAAUUCGCUGGAAGGUCUAUCCGUUCGAUCUGUAUUUUUCAAUGUUUUCCAAUCACUUGUUGUUUUGUUGUAUGUUCUUGACAAUGAGACGAAUACAGUUGUUCGAAUUAGUUGCGCGAUAGGUUUAGGCAUAGAAGUAUGGAAAAUUAAUAAGGUCGUAGAUAUUAGUAUUAAUAGGAAUUCAAAAAUAUUUGGUGUCUUUCCAACAAUAAGUUUCCAGGAUAAAGGAUCAUAUGUUGAAUCUUCCACAAAAGAAUAUGAUAGACUUGCUUUUAAAUAUCUAUCUUGGGCUCUUUAUCCUCUUUUAGGAGGAUACGCAGUUUACUCGUUAAUGUAUUUAGAACACAAGGGGUGGUAUUCUUGGGUUCUUAGUAUGCUUUAUGGAUUUUUAUUAACUUUCGGAUUUAUCAUGAUGACCCCACAGUUAUUUAUUAAUUACAAAUUAAAAAGUGUGGCACAUCUUCCAUGGCGUAUGAUGUCUUACAAAUUUUUAAAUACAUUUAUCGAUGAUAUUUUUGCAUUUGUUAUAAAGAUGCCAACACUCUAUAGAAUUGGUUGCUUCCGCGAUGAUAUUGUGUUUUUCAUAUUUUUGUACCAAAGAUGGAUAUAUAAAACUGAUCACACGAGGGUAAACGAAUUUGGUUUCUCUGGUGAAAUGGAAGCUAAUAUAAUUAAUGAAAAGAAGCAGCAAGCUAUUAAAGAUAGUCAAAAGAAUAAAACAGAUAAAAAAAAUGAGUAAUGUCCUGUAUAUAAUGUUAGCAUUAAGUGUAUUAUUCGAACUUUAUUGAAAUUCAUAAACAUAGUACCAAUGGAUAUAUCCGCACGCAUUAAUAUGUAUCUCUGUGGGUUUGAUAUACCUAUGUAUGUAUGUAUAUAUUCUGUUGGUUUUGAGAUUUAGCCAAAUAAAAAAAGCCUCGUAAAGAUAUCGAUAUAAAAAUGUUGAUAUGCGUUGUACUAGGCAUAAUAUUAUCAGAAAAAAGUUUAGUACGAACAUAAACAACUACGUAUAUUUAUUUAGACAACUGUUGUCAUCGUGUGUUGUUCCAAAUUUGUAUUUGCAUUUCGUUUCUAUUCCAAUGCUUUGCAAUUAUUAUCGUUCUGUACGAUAUUGAAAAAAAUAUAAAAUUUAUUUCGAUGUUUAAAAAAUAUUUAUAACUGCAAUUCUUGUUACUGUAUACAAAUAAAUCGAAAUCAUCAUCGUCGAGCUAUACGUACGUGCAUACACAUAUACAUGACUGAAUAAUUUGAAUGGAAAAUAGUAUUAUAUUUUAUGCGUAUACAUCACAUUGAUACAGUGACAUUUGAGCAGUGUAAUUCUUGUGCUAAAUAUUUUACUUAUAUAUCUAUACAAAGUAUCGCAAAAUAUUUUUGCAGAAAAGGACAACUUUAAACUAGCUCGAGUAAUGCAAAUAUUAAAAAUUAAAUUGUGACCGCUCUUAGAUACAAUUAUAAUUAUUGUUUUUAAUAAAUCAAUAUGUCUAAAUAAUGUUUAA
This is a messenger RNA of Hylaeus volcanicus, 2801 nucleotides long. RefSeq names its product putative lipid scramblase CLPTM1. Bases 125 to 2047 code for a protein of 640 amino acids. Gene Ontology annotation, cellular component: membrane; endomembrane system. The record is from RefSeq and is a predicted model, not a curated record. Lineage: Eukaryota; Metazoa; Arthropoda; Insecta; Hymenoptera; Colletidae. The transcript is spliced from 6 exons.